This is a messenger RNA of Chelonia mydas (Green sea turtle), 2326 nucleotides long. RefSeq names its product lin-7 homolog A, crumbs cell polarity complex component (gene LIN7A). The record is from RefSeq and is a predicted model, not a curated record. Gene Ontology annotation, biological process: protein localization to basolateral plasma membrane; maintenance of epithelial cell apical/basal polarity; neurotransmitter secretion. Gene Ontology annotation, molecular function: L27 domain binding. NCBI's taxonomy places the organism in Eukaryota, Metazoa, Chordata, Testudines, Cheloniidae. The transcript has 7 exons. Gene Ontology annotation, cellular component: cell-cell junction; synapse; basolateral plasma membrane. Bases 1 to 1092 code for a protein of 363 amino acids.
AUGACCAAAAGGCACAUCUAUGACUUGGGGACACUCUCGCUGCCAAAUGCCAACAUCUACCUCAAGCCACUGAGGCAUAAAGGCACCGGCCCGCGCGGGAGAGCCCCAGGCCGGCCAGAGGACGCGGCCCACGCCAGGCGGCGCUGCGCGCAUCUGGAAGCCACAGGCAGGGCGCCCGGGGGAGCCAGCGGCGGCACACGCACAUCCCUGGCGCCCGGCCAGCGCGGAGUUAGCCCCGCCUGCCUGCAUGUGGCUAGCGCUCCUCCGCGCCACAGAGCAGCAUCCCCGGCCAACUGCUCGCCCCUGUCCCUUCCCCGCCUGAGCCUCCUCCCCAGCGCCACCCACCUCCUCAGCGCCCUCCCUGUCUCCUCCUCCGCCUCGUCUCCCUGCACGCCGCUCCUGGAGCCCAGCGUCACUCCGGCUGCAGCCGCAGACAUGGCGACGCUGACAGCGGUCCAGCCGCUCACACUGGACAGAGAUGUUGCAAGAGCAAUUGAAUUAUUGGAGAAACUACAAGAGUCCGGAGAAGUACCAGUACACAAGCUGCAAUCCCUAAAGAAAGUACUGCAGAGUGAGUUUUGUACAGCUAUCAGAGAGGUAUAUCAAUAUAUGCAUGAAACCAUAACUGUUAAUGGCUGCCCAGAAUUCCGUGCCAGGGCCACUGCAAAGGCAACAGUUGCUGCUUUUGCAGCAAGUGAAGGCCAUUCACACCCUCGAGUGGUGGAGCUGCCAAAGACUGAUGAAGGUCUUGGCUUUAACGUGAUGGGAGGAAAGGAACAAAACUCUCCUAUAUAUAUUUCUCGUAUCAUUCCUGGAGGGGUGGCAGAAAGACAUGGAGGACUCAAGCGAGGAGACCAGCUGCUUUCUGUUAACGGAGUGAGUGUGGAAGGAGAGCACCAUGAAAAAGCCGUGGAGCUCCUGAAGGCUGCUAAAGAUAGUGUCAAGUUGGUCGUGCGCUACACUCCCAAAGUGCUGGAAGAGAUGGAGGCUCGUUUUGAAAAACUGAGGACAGCACGACGCCGGCAACAGCAGCAACUACUAAUUCAGCAGCAGCAACAGCAGCAGAAUACACAGCAAAAUCAUAUGUCGUAGGUUAUUCUCAAGAAUAAAAUCUAGAUCAAGAAUUCAGUAACCAAGCAAUUGGAGCUGUGCUUCAGUAUUCCAACCUACAGUUACAAGAAAACAGAGAGAACACAAUAACUGAAUUUAUCAAGAAGUUAUGAAUAAGUGGUGUAAGAAUAAAUUAGUAAGAACCACAACACACCUGGUACCUUCUUUAUCAGGCUUUUCAGUACAGUGCAGUCUCAGAUACAAGAUUUCUAUGACUUUAUUCCUAAUGAGCAGUAUGGUAAGUAAACACUAUGAAAUGUAGAGAAGUUUGGGGAUUCUGAAUAAAUCUUUGUAAGGUCCAAUCUUGCACUCCUUAUUCUAACAAAACUCUGGCCUAUUGGUUCACUGAGGUCAGUGAGGAUUUUAUCUAAGGAGGCCAAGAUCGGCUGCUAGUGAGGGUGAAGUCUUUCUCUGCAGUUAUUUCCAGAAAUGAACAACUUGUAGUCCAUCAACCAAACUGCAUCUGUUCAAAAUUUUGCCACAAACAUAAAACAAACUCUCACAUCACAUUCCAUAACCUCUUUUUACUAUAUAUUGUAGAGUUGUUUUAAUCUGACUUCCAGUUUAUAAUAAUUUUCAAUUUUUUCCCUGAAAAUAGCAAGUUACUAUAUUUAUAAGUAUUCAGUUGUAAAAGCAAUUGGCUUUUUACUCUUGAUGUUUCCAUAUAUUUUAUUAUGCAUCAAUAGAGUGAGGCAGUUUUAGAUCUACUUUAAUUUUAUUAGUAGUAAGGCUAGAGAAUCCUAGAACGUAUUUUUAAAUAUAGGUAUUGCUUGUAUCCACUAUAGCUAUUAUUCUGAAAUCUAUAACUUAAUAUACUGUAUAUUUAUUCCAUAAAAUAUAUAUUGUCAGAAUGUACUUGUUACAGAAAUAGGAUCUUUGCUUACCAUGAAUUACAAAUGUAGUAAGAUAACGUUAGCAAAAGACCAAGCUUUGUUUGGCACGUAUUCAUGUGAUAAAUAGAACCCAGCUAUCUUAGCUUUUCUGUAUUUUUAAAUUUAUUUUGUAUUUCAUUGCUAAUAUAUUUAGGAGGAGAAGUGUAAAUUGUUCCUGGCAUAUUUUCUUGUAACUCAGUUUGAUCUUAAAGUUUAGAACUUUAUCAAGUCAAAUUGGAAUGUAAAAGCAAAAUAUAUAAGAACCUUUUUAAGUUUACAUUUACUUUUCCAAAGACUAAUGAACAGUCACAGCCAAAGCUGGAAGGCUAAAAAUAUCAUCUACC